ACGUUGAAAAAGAUGAAUGAAGGAAUUACAACCGUCGGAUGUGCAUUGCAAUAGAUUUAUUAUUCAAAGUAUGCAGUCUAAGAAAUUGAAAAACUAAAUAUUCAAUAUUUUACUUGGAAAACCGAUAAGACAUUUGUUGCUGACUCGUUUCUAAGCAACCCCCAGCGUAGCUUGCGCAUGAGAAUACUGCGGCAAACAAGUGACAUGUACUUCUAAAACCAUUAGCAAAUCGUCCGACUACCUGUCGCAGCUGUCGCCUCACAACUGGAAAUGUACAGAUCACAUCGGAUGUGCAGUGUUCAACGGAGCAACGACCAAGAACAGAUCAAGUUCCAAAAGAUCAAAGAGUUGACAAACAUUUUAAAGGACACGGACAAAAAUCUCACGAUAUGCGAAGAGAUAUUGGAGGCUUACAUAAAGAAACGGUUAAAGGAGAAGAAGGAAGAGAUACGGAAAAGGGACGAGUUAGAGAACAGGAUGACUGAAAUAUUGGAAAACCUGAAAACGCGAUUAUUGGUUGAAUAAGUCGAGUAUCGAAUAUGCAUAUAAUUAAUUUACGGUGUAUGUCUCCGUUAUUAUUGUUUUGCGGGGUUCCAUAAAAAAAAUAUAACUAACAAUGUCAUAUAUCCAUAUCAGACUCUGUAUUAGAGAUCGAGGUUAGUGAAUUAAACAUUACAAUUUGAUUAAUCAGGUAA
Solenopsis invicta (red fire ant) is the source of this 695-nucleotide messenger RNA. RefSeq lists its product as uncharacterized. The coding region runs from base 271 to 525 and encodes 84 amino acids. The record is from RefSeq and is a predicted model, not a curated record. NCBI's taxonomy places the organism in Eukaryota, Metazoa, Arthropoda, Insecta, Hymenoptera, Formicidae. The transcript is spliced from 3 exons.